CUGAAAGAACGGGGCCUGAUCCAGUUCAAUGCCAGGCAGUUGUCACGCGUCUAUCCGCAAGGUUCACGUGUCACAUCGGCAAAUUAUGAUCCUGUGCCAAUGUGGAAUGCUGCAUGCCAUAUGGUUGCACUCAAUUAUCAGACUGGCGACAAGGCGAUGCAAUUGAAUCAGGGGAAAUUUAUGGCAAAUGGCCAGUGUGGAUAUGUGCUGAAACCAUCAUAUAUGAUCGAUGAGAUGUUCUCUCCGGAUGCUGCUGAAGUUGUUUCUACCUCCUGUCCAAUUGUACUUACACUCAACGUAAGAAUAAGUCGAGCUUACUGUUUACCGGCCAUAGUAACUUUUCAAAUUUUGGCUGGGCAGCACCUGUCGAGGAGAGACAAAAAUAGAGGUAUUUGUUCGCCAGUUGUUACUGUGGAGAUUAUUGGUUUGCCAGCUGAUUCGACCUCCGUUCGCACUCGAGCUAUUGCUUCAAAUGGACUGAAUCCGGUCUGGAAUGAGAUGUUUAUCUUUAAAAUCCAUUGUCCAGAAAUAGCGUUGCUUCGUUUCUAUGUCGAGGAUGGUGAUUUUGUUGGGCCGAAAACAGAUCCAUUCAUUGGUCAAGCCGUAUAUCCACUUGACUGUGUUCGUACAGGCCACAUCCGCUAG
Messenger RNA from Gongylonema pulchrum, 645 nucleotides. The record is from the annotation of a GenBank genome assembly. Lineage: Eukaryota; Metazoa; Nematoda; Chromadorea; Rhabditida; Gongylonematidae.